Staurois parvus is the source of this 834-nucleotide messenger RNA. Lineage: Eukaryota; Metazoa; Chordata; Amphibia; Anura; Ranidae. The record is from the annotation of a GenBank genome assembly.
AUGGUGGCUGUUGUUGGUAACACUGUCAUUCUGUAUAUUAUCACGAUGAGCAAAGAACUCCAUGAACCCAUGUACAUCUUCCUUUCCAUGCUUUCCGUUGUGGACCUCUUAUCGGCCAGCACAGUCAUGCCCCGAAUGCUAGGAAUCUUCUGGUUUGAUAGCCGGCAGAUCUCCUUCUCCAUGUGCCUCACGCAAAUGUUCUUCUUCCAUUUCAUGUCUGCCCUGGAUUCUGCGAUACUGGUUACCAUGGCUGUAGACCGAUACGUGGCCAUUUGUCAUCCUCUUCGAUAUUCUUCCAUUUUAACCCAACGGUCCAUCACAAAGACCUCUCUGGUCCUUAUGGCCAGAGGAGCAGCUGUAAUGGUUCCUCUGCCAUUUAUUAUCCAGAGGUUUCCAUUGUGGAGGAGUAAUCUUCUGACACAUUCCUACUGCAUCCACCAGGAGCUCAUGAAGUUGGCCUGCGCUGACAUAAAGGUCAAUAUCAUCUAUGGCCUCUUUAUUACUCUUUACGUCAUGGGACUUGACUCUCUUUUUAUCUUCAUCUCAUACCUGCUGAUCAUCAAGACGGUGGUUUUCCAGGUGGCCGAGGCCAGUCUGAAGGCCAUCAGUACAUGUGUCUCCCAUAUAUGUGCCGUCCUUGUCUACUACAUCCCUUAUAUCGGCAUUGCUGUGGUGCACCGGUAUCCCAGCGACACCAUCCCGAAUCUUCAUAUCCUGUUUGGUAAUGCCUACAUCCUGCUGUCCCCCGUCAUUAACCCCUUGAUCUAUGGAAUCAAAACAAAGCAGAUACGCUACAAGCUCAGCAAAUUCCUCAGUAUGAAGAAUGAAGUAUGA